AUGAAUAAUGAUACACAUUCUAGAUCACUGAACAUAACUACUGAUGUUAUUGUAGGAAGUGCAAUUUUAACUAGUUUAUUAUUUGGAACAAAACAUGGGUUCGUCAGAUUUCUAAAGCAAUACCGAGAGGCUAAAGAUAUACCAAAAGCAGCAUUUAAGAGUAGGUGGUUGCUUGGGAAAGUUACCGCAGUUGGAGAUGGUGAUAACUUCCGAUUUUUUCAUACUCCAGGAGGAAUUCUUGGAGGUUGGGGAACUUUCAGAAGCAUUCCAAAAUUAGAGAAGAAUAUAACUGUACCUACUGCGAAGUCUAUAGCUCCAUCCCGGAAAUCUAAAUCGAAUCUUUUUUUAAAAAGUUUAUUCUUCCACAGAAAUAACAAGGUAAAAGAUAUCUCCAAAUAUUACAUGAACCUAGAUGUACCUUAUAAGGGUAAAAGAAAUCUUCCAACAAUUUCUGUACGACUCUCUGGAAUUGACGCCCCAGAGAGAGCUCAUUUUGGAGGAGAAACUCAACCUUUUGGGGAUGAAGCAUUGAAUUGGUUAAGGUACGUUAUUUUGGGGAAGAGGAUAUGGAUUAAACCGCUAUCGAUCGAUCAAUAUAAUAGAUGUGUCGCAAGGGCAGUAUAUUGGAGUUGGUAUGGUGGCUGGAAGGAUGUCAGUCUCCAGAUGUUGAAAGAAGGACUGGCUACAGUAUAUGAGGCUAAAACAGGAGCUCAAUUCGAUGGACGAGAGAGUGUCUACAGAUUACAUGAAUUUAUUUCAAAGUCCAAGUCAAGGGGUCUGUGGGCUCAAAAGAAAAUAGAAACGCCAGGUCAAUAUAAGAAAAGAACAAGGUCUUGA
Messenger RNA from Maudiozyma saulgeensis, 837 nucleotides. Lineage: Eukaryota; Fungi; Ascomycota; Saccharomycetes; Saccharomycetales; Saccharomycetaceae. The record is from the annotation of a GenBank genome assembly.